AUGUUCAACCUCUCCAACCUAGUCCAGAAGGCGCAGCAGUAUAUCGAACCGACACUCAAUAACAUUGCAGCGCCCACGCCCACCGACCGGAGACCCUCCAAAGCGACCCUCUUCCGCCACCAGUUCCGCCUUCCUGAUUCGCAAAACCCCCUCCAGGAGAUCACCGCCGAGCUCACGCUGCAGCCCCACCAUUCCACAAGAACCGGCGACGUCACAUCCGAGAAGGACCGCAGUCAGGGCAAUCACUAUGUGGGCAAGCUGCACCUUAGCGAGCAGUAUCUCUGCUUCUCUACCACCGGCUCCAGCUUCGUGAACACGGCCAGUUUGAGCUCGUCUAGCAGCUUCACAGGUCAGACGCACGGGUCCGGCCCGGCAGGGAACGGCUUCACGCUGCCACUAUGUGCGAUACGGAGAGUGGAACGCUUGCACAGUCAGAGCUACAUGUUUGCUUUGGCCAUUACAACCUGGAACGGAAUACCAGACGCCAAAUCAAAAGCGCCUGCCGGUCAGAAGCUUACGAUACAGCUGGCCGGCUCGCGACAGGCAUGUGAGCGGUUUUGUGACGGACUGAAGAAAGGGCUGAGAGAAGGUGUUAAGGAGGUGGACAAUCUGCGACGGGUUGUUGGCCAGUGCUACUCCGAGUAUCUCCUCGAGACGCCCGAAAAGCGAGAGGCUGGCGGCGAGGAUGUGAAACCAGAGCGGGAGCACCCAGAUACCGGCUUAGGCAUGGUGUUUCGCUAUCCAGGCAAUGCACGAAAGCUCAGGGAUGCUACAAAAAUCAGGUUAUGGCGCGACUAUCUCAAAGACAACGGGCGUAGCGCAACCCUCAUACGACAGCCGACCUUCCACAAACUUAUUCGCGUUGGCCUACCCAACCGCCUACGAGGUGAGAUGUGGGAACUCACAUCUGGCGCAUUCUUUCUGCGUCUGCAAAGUCCAAACCUGUACACCGAAACGCUAUCGAAAUACUCGGGGCGGGAAUCAUUGGCAAUUGAUGAGAUUGAAAAGGAUUUGAAUAGGAGUUUGCCCGAAUAUCCUGGCUUCCAGAGUGAAGAGGGAAUUGGGCGACUGCGGCGAGUCUUGACAGCCUACAGCUGGACGAAUGAAGAAGUCGGCUACUGUCAGGCAAUGAACAUCGUCGUAGCAGCAUUGCUGAUUUAUCUGUCCGAGUCACAGGCAUUCUAUCUUCUGUCAGUGCUAUGCGAUCGCCUCCUCCCUGGUUACUACUCGCAAACCAUGUACGGUACCUUGCUGGAUCAGAAAGUUUUUGAGUCAUUGGUCGAAAAGACAAUGCCAAUACUGUGGGAUCAUCUCGUCAAAUCGGACGUGCAGCUAUCUGUUGUUUCUUUACCCUGGUUUCUCUCGCUUUACAUUAACUCUAUGCCUUUGAUCUUUGCAUUCCGCGUACUAGACGUUUUCUUUCUCGAAGGACCCAAAGUGUUGUUUCAAAUUGGCCUCGCCAUUUUACGUAUCAAUGGCGAAGAGCUGCUAGAUGCUGCAGACGAUGGGUCCUUUAUCUCAGUACUUAAAUCGUACUUCUCAAGGCUCGACGAAUCAGCCCAUCCCAAAUCGGAGAACCCCAAGCUGCGGGCUGUCACUCGAUUCCAGGAGCUCAUGGUCGUGGCCUUCAAAGAAUUCGCUGGCAUUACACAAAAUACAAUUUCAGAACAGAGGGCCAAGCACAAGGACGCUGUCCUUGAGAAUAUCGAGAGCUUUGCAAAACGCACCUCAAUAAGGAACCUAGGGCCUGAGAGCAAAAAACUGAGUCUAAAUGACUUGAGCUUCCUGUACGAUAAAUUCUACGCCGUAUUAUAUGAACGACAGCAACGAGCCGAGGUCAUGCAACAAGAAGCGGAGCGAAAAGCAAAGGCUAGCCGUAUGAAAGCAAAUGAAGUUGUCACCGGAAUUCCAGGCAAUAACACACAGGUUGGGCGUGUUGCUCUUGGGCCCAGCCCUACACAGAUGGAUUACGAUGCUUUUAGAGAGUUUUUGGCUGGUAUCGCCAAAUGGGCUAUUACCGAUUCUCCGAGCCCACCGCUGGAGGCCAAAAACAGUGCGGCUUCGCAUUCGUACUUUGGUAACAGCACGAGGAAUAGACCUCCGAUGUCACAAUGGGGGUCAGGUCCGGAGCCAGCAGAGCAUGAGUUCAUGCGACGACUGUUUCGACGCUGGGAUGUUGACAUGACAGACUCAUUGUCUCUACAAAAUGUUGUGACUGGCUUCGCCCACGUCAAAGGCACCAAGGACAUCAUGUCGAACAUCAGUUAUUUCUUCGAGCUCUACGAUGACGACGGUGACGGCCGGGUCGAUAGGGAGGGCAUCCUAAGGAUAUCAGAAGCCCUUCUGUUUCUGUCAAGGAGAGGUGUCCAUGACGGAAGCCCAUCGGCUUCUUCGCUCGAUAUCGGAUCCGAUCCAGGUUCAGAACGAGCGAGCCGAGACGAACGUUUCUUGAGCAGCGUUUCAGCCUUCAUUCGUCGAUGCUUUGAAUAUGCUGACCCCGACCAUGCUUCAAAUCAGGACAAUCAAGGUGUCGAUCAGGUACAGGAGGACGUGGACAAUUUUGCUAUUGGCGACGACGAAGAGGAUGACUUGAUCGACUUCGGGUCCGCACCUGCUACACCGAAAGCGAAAGCAACGACACAACUUGACAAGAACAAGCAGAAUCCUCUGUCGCCUACACCCUCUAACCUUACCAGCGAUUCGGAGUUGGCCGAACGCGGCGAGAAAGCAAAGGCAGCCAAUCUCGCGUUAGAUCCGAACAAGCCUUUACAUAUCACUUUACCGACAUUUCGUAUGGUAAUACUUGCCGACGAGGUACUCGAGCAGUUCUUUGAGGUCGGGUUUUCUUCGUCCUUCCGGCUUGCAGAUACAACGAUUGCAUCUGCAACCUCUAACAACCUAACUACUUUUUCCAACGCUGGCAGGCAGGUUGCAGCCGUCGCAGGUGGCUUGGGCGGUGUUGUUGGUGGAGCUGGCGCUGGUGUCGUACCCCCAGGAAAAGGUCUUCGUGGCAUGCUGGACAACAUUGUCACAGAUGGAAUGCGUGUUGCAGCUGAAGUGCGGCGGAGAUACGACGAAGCACAGAAAGAGCUAGAUAAAGAAGCACGUCAUGGGAAAGACGAUGAAGAGGACGAGGAGGAGGUCAAUGCGAAAGACCUUGAUUUACUUGAAGGAGCCGAGACAACAGGUGUCGAGUCGGCAAAGAGUGUCCCUCCACCUGAGUUGCUGUCCCCCACAAGGGCCAGUGGGGAGGAAAUCAAGACGACGAGAAAUAGAUCGGGGAGCGAUGCAAGUCGAAGGGUGCUCGAAUUCGAACGAUGA
Molecule: messenger RNA, 3321 nt
Organism: Plenodomus lingam JN3
Lineage: Eukaryota; Fungi; Ascomycota; Dothideomycetes; Pleosporales; Leptosphaeriaceae
Source: RefSeq, a predicted model, not a curated record